GCCGGUACAGUUUCACGGCGGAAGUGAUGAUCGUCUCGCAGCCAUUUCUUUCUUGCAGCCUUCAAAGGGAAAUUCUCGGCUCGCUUUGGGUUUUUAUUUGGCAGUAAAUAGGUGUUUAGUCCGAAAGUACAAACCGUUAGUUCGCGUGUUUUGGGGUUUCCGGUCUCCGCCGUAGCUAAAGUGAGCACGUGAUAGUCAGCGCGUGACAGUCUGGGGCGUGACAAGGACGAAGGUUGACAAAUGUCAAGACCGCGGUCCGGAUCGCCACGUUACAGAAGGUUUCCGUGGGACGAACCAGACUUUGAUCCUCACAAAGUAGUUUCAGAUCUCAACGGGGAUCCGUCGGAGAGGAGCCACCGCUCCCGAGAAGAUCCCGAAGAGCACUGGAACUAUUCCGGGGAAGACAUGCACCCUGAAGCCCAGAGGAGGUCCCCUCUUUUCCCAGAUGACCGUCAGUUUGGGCAGCAACGCCAUCCAAACCAAGAGGAGUUCUACCGCCGGAGGCCGUCGCCACAUCAUAGUGGGACGAGCUUUGAUGAAGACCACAUGCUUUCUCCGCUUCAUGAUGGAGAUGGAAGAGGAGGAGGCGGAAGAGGAGGAAGAGGAGGAGGAGGAGGAGGAGGAGGGAACGGAGAAAGACGCAGAGGAGGGUUUAGAGAGCUCUUUCAGAGAUAUGAAAACAGGUUGCCUCAGUCACCUCCGAGGGUGAUGAGGGAAAAAUUGCCGCCGACACCGAGGUCCCACUCAGAUCACCAACAGCCGGGGAUCAGCUGGAGGAGGGAGGAGCAGGGCAGAGGUCGAGGGAGGUUCAGGGACCUCAGUCCUGGUGUGAGGUUGGAAGACCAAAGAGGGGGAGCAGGUAGGGAAAGAGGAAGGAGGCCCGCACAGGGCCCCAACAGAGACAAACGAAGAGAGGAUUCAUUUCAGGAGAGGAACCCCACCUUUAAAAGGCAAAGGAGAGAAAUGGAUCACGCCACUCACCUUGGGUACAGGAAUGAGGAGGACUUUGGGGAACAGCGUUACUCGGUCGACGCCCCCAAUGAUACGUUUGGAGGAGACAUUCAGGGGAACCUCCCCCGCGGAGGCACUCGGCACUCGGGACCACUCGUCGUUGAACACGAUCACGGCAUCACAGGCGGCGGAAAGCCGCCGCGGUGGGAAGAAUUUGGCGAUCGGCGAGACCCUGACCCCGACUUUGACCGGCAGAGGAGCCCCCGUCCGAUGGGCUCGUCUCAGGAACGCUUCAGGACGCCAGAAAGCAGGUUGGAUGACCGGGAAGACGCGAGAGGACGCCAUUUUCAAGAUACCUGGAGGGACUCCAACUAUCAUGAAACUAAGAGGAACUCCGUGCCGCAAGAUCGACCGAACCCCGUGAGAUACGGCAACCGAGAAGGUCCAGCGACCCACAAGGGGAGGGGUGGUCCUCCUCACCCGGCAAAAGGGCAGAUCAGUCGCGGCCAAGGCGGAAGGACUGGACCGCUUAGGACUCAACCGCGCUUACAGCAGUCCUCCCAGGGGCAUCAAGAUCUUCCUCGUGAAGAGCAAAGACCGGCGUACCGACCCUUCAGGGGAGACGCUUGCGAGGAUCCCGCCGAUGGGGAGCCCGAUUGGGCGGAUGAGGAAGACGGGCUCCAACAGUGGGAACCUUCAAGGCCUGUAGGUCUGCAGCGGCACCUGCAGAGGAGCGGCUUGGACCCUAAAAUGCCUCGUCAGAGGGAGCGAGGAUGGAGUGAACAGAAAACCAACAACAUGGCCGUAACGGAGGAAACGCUAACCAUCAAAGUCGACAUGAGCCGACCCGUAAACAAUAACAGCUCCCAGUGCUCCUCCUCGGACCGGCAGCUCUCUUUAGACCUGGUCAACGUGGGCCGCCAGCGGCUGGACUUCCUGCCCAUGCUGGAGCACUCCGGGACGUACCGGGAGUCGUCCACGCACACCGGGACGUUCGCCCAGGAGAUCAUCACCCUGGUGCACCUGGUGAAGGAGCAAUACUUCAGAGGCGGCGGCGUCACCCUGAGUCAGCGAUUCUCGACGCCCCAAAAAGACGUUUACGCCGAAGACGAGUCGGAGGAGCUGACGCUGGACGAGCGCUUCAGCGCAAACCGAGGCUUCAGCUUGAAUCUGGACUCUCUGCUCGACGACGAGGAGCCUCUGUUCUCCAGACUCGGACCUCUGCAGCCGGUUCGAGGCCCGGGCGACCUGAGGCACGACCUGGAGAGGAGGCGCCAGGAGCGGCUGGAGGGGGUUAAAGUCACAAUAUCGGGGAGCAGCGUGUCGCAGCGCCCCCUGGGGCCAAGCAGCGAGCCGGGGUUCGAGUACAGCGACCAGGACGAGCCGUCCCCGGUGGAGGACGACGACGGCUUCCCCGGCUGGCCGGAGGAGCCGAGCCGGAGACGAGAAGGUCACGUGGGCCCGAGGAGAGGAGCUCCGUACGCCGCCCCGCGCCGGAACACUCGGCCCGUCAGCCGGCUCGGGCCGAUGAGGAACAACCGCAGCAGCGCCGCAGGUCCUAACUGGUGAUUGGACGUCGGGGGGGAACUUCCGAUCAAACGGCGCCGCUUUCGUCUUUAAGAACCGCUCGUGAUAA
Cyclopterus lumpus (lumpfish) is the source of this 2587-nucleotide messenger RNA. RefSeq lists its product as uncharacterized. Bases 241 to 2520 code for a protein of 759 amino acids. The record is from RefSeq and is a predicted model, not a curated record. Gene Ontology annotation, molecular function: transcription coregulator activity; DNA binding. Gene Ontology annotation, biological process: positive regulation of transcription by RNA polymerase II. Gene Ontology annotation, cellular component: mediator complex. Lineage: Eukaryota; Metazoa; Chordata; Actinopteri; Perciformes; Cyclopteridae. The transcript has 11 exons.